Messenger RNA from Adelges cooleyi (spruce gall adelgid), 1394 nucleotides. Its product is annotated as probable serine/threonine-protein kinase dyrk2. The coding region runs from base 1 to 1200 and encodes 399 amino acids. The transcript has 2 exons. NCBI's taxonomy places the organism in Eukaryota, Metazoa, Arthropoda, Insecta, Hemiptera, Adelgidae. The record is from RefSeq and is a predicted model, not a curated record.
AUGACGACGACGCUGCGGUCGAAACGCGCUAAAGCCUUGACCGUUUGCCCUUGCCAACUGUGGCCGUCGACCCGCGAGAGGAGCAGCUCGUCACACGGUAAAAACGACCACCGCAGGACUGCAACGAAAAAAGCAAAAAGCAGCAGCAGCGGCGGAAACACUACAAAACUUCGGCCUAGAUCCGCCCCGGUCGCUGAGCUCGAACGAGAGGUCGCCAAAUACUUGUCGUCCAAGAAAAGCAACGGCAAGGGUGAUUCCUCCUCGGGCAGCAGCAGCGGUGUCGUCGAUCACGCGGACGUACACAAAUUGACCAGCUCUUUCGUCUUGUUAAGCAAACUUCCCACGACGCCUGUCCCGGAAACGGAACAGCAGGAGGAGCCGUCGAAAGAUAGUGAAAAAACGGCAAUUCAACAGCCGGUAGAUGAUGAUAUUUUCCGGUUGUUCGCAGACUGUAGCCGGCAGAGGAGAGUGUCGUUGUCGUCGAUGAGCAAAAGCCACGAAGACCUCGUGGCCGGCGACAAACGUGCACAGCCGAAACGCAAAAGGUUGCGUUCCAAGUCGUUGACGCACGGUGAAGCCCAACACGAAGCCAAGAAGAGACAACCCGCGUUGGAGCAAAUACCCGAAGAAGAUACGGCGGGGGGACAGCGUGUAAUGGCCGUCGCAACGACUGCCAGCAGACCCAAGUCGAAAUUUAAUUUCAGCGCCAAAAGAAAUGCGAAGAAAAACCACCGACAAAGUCUUAGUUGCACCGAUUUGAAAGUUUCCUCCGACGACGACGACAAUGAAAGCCACCGCCGGUCGAAGUCGUCGACACAGUUAAAACAAGCUACUGCUGCUGCUGGGAAACGACUGAUGAUGUCGUCCUCCUCGUCCUCAUCUGCUGCUAAUGUGGAAAAAAAACCAAAACUAACCGCCUCUGCCGAUACGCCUACCACAACUACCAGAUACGUCUUGGACGACAAACUGGAGUGCGAAAGCGUUAAAUCGACAACGAGCUCCUCCAACGGAUGCUCUGCCAGUUCCAGACAAAUGACGACCCGAUUGAUGAGCAGAAUUCACAGUUCCGUAGAAUCCGACCAGUCCGCCGUGGAAGCGACCGACGACGACGACGAAAAUCCCAGACACGACGACAAUAAUUCUGUUCACGACGAGCAAAGAGUGCACAAACAAAGCAAAAAAAAGAAAUCGAACAAAUAAUAUUUUGACGGGGCAGAAGUAUUUUUGAUAAUUUUUUUUGUUUAUUUUUUCUCAUCUUUUAUUGUUAUAACAUUUUAUUAUUGUUAUUAUUAAAUCAAGUCGAUUUUUGUUGUAUAAAAUGAGUAUUAGUUAACUUGAAAAAAAAAUGUAUAAGCAAACGAGUGAGUUGUACAUUGGUUCCUACAUUUUUCAUA